Salvelinus namaycush (lake trout) is the source of this 1230-nucleotide messenger RNA. RefSeq names its product protein RCC2 homolog. The transcript is spliced from 9 exons. Lineage: Eukaryota; Metazoa; Chordata; Actinopteri; Salmoniformes; Salmonidae. The record is from RefSeq and is a predicted model, not a curated record. The coding region runs from base 1 to 1230 and encodes 409 amino acids.
AUGUCGUGGAGCACUCAAGACCUUUCCGGUGGCAGCGAUGCAGCCGCACACACGCCUAAGAUCACCAAGUCAGGCCUUCAAGCAGUCACUGUUGCGGACGAUAUCAAGGAAAAAAUAAAACUUGACUUACCUAAAGUCAAAGGUCAACUGCUCAUUUUCGGAGCCACCAACUGGGAUCUCAUCGGAAGGAAAGAGGUGCCAAAAGCACAAGUGGCCUUCAGGAACCUAGGCCAGAACUUGUGGGGUCCUCACCGCUAUGGCAGCUUGAGUGAUGUGCAGGUCAGCAGUGUGGUGUCUGGGCCCUGUGCUGCCCACAGCCUCCUAAUCACCACUGAGGGCAAGCUCUGGAGCUGGGGUCGAAAUGAAAAGGGUCAGCUGGGUCACGGGGACACCAAGCGCCUGGAGGCCCCAAAGCUGAUUGAGGCCCUCGCAGACGAAGUGGUGGUGGCUGCAGCCUGUGGACGCAACCACACCCUGGCAUUGACAGAGGGUGGCACCGCCUACUCGUUUGGAGAGAACAAACUGGGCCAGCUGGGCCAAGGCAACCAAACAGAUGCAGUCCUCAGUCCAGCCCUGAUCCAGUACAAUGGGCAGCCCUUGGUCAAGGUGGCGUGUGGGGCAGAGUUCAGCAUGGUGGUGGACUGCAAAGGAAUCCUCUACUCGUUCGGGUGCCCAGAGUAUGGCCAGCUAGGACACAACUCUGAUGGCAAGUUCAUUGCCCGCGCUCAGCGCAUCGAGUUUGACUGUGAGACCAUUGCACGCCGUGUGGGCAUCUUCAUUGAGAAGAGUAAGGACGGCCAGGUGACGCCUGUACCUAACGUGGUGGUCCGAGACGUCGCCUGCGGAGGCAAUCACACGCUGAUAUUGGACUCCCAGAAGCGGGUGUUUUCCUGGGGCUUUGGUGGUUAUGGACGGCUGGGUCACACGGAGCAGAAGGACGAGAUGGUGCCCAGACUGGUGAAGCUCUUUGACUUCCCCAGGCGCGGGGCAUCCCAAAUCUACACUGGCUAUCAGUGCUCCUUCGCUGUAAAUGAGAUGGGAGGGCUGUUUUUCUGGGGGGUCACCAAUACCUCGCGGGAGUCUACCAUGUACCCCAAGUCCGUGCAGGACCUGUGUGGCUGGAAGGUCCGCAGUCUGGCGUGCGGGAAAAGCAGUAUAGUUAUCGCUGCAGACGACAGCACCAUCAGCUGGGGACCCUCCCCCACCUUUGGAGAACUGGUAAGUUUUUAA